Anopheles nili is the source of this 2132-nucleotide messenger RNA. It is a transcript of the gene Pgant35A, whose product is annotated as polypeptide N-acetylgalactosaminyltransferase 35A. NCBI's taxonomy places the organism in Eukaryota, Metazoa, Arthropoda, Insecta, Diptera, Culicidae. Gene Ontology annotation, cellular component: Golgi apparatus. The transcript is spliced from 3 exons. The record is from RefSeq and is a predicted model, not a curated record. Gene Ontology annotation, biological process: regulation of Notch signaling pathway. Gene Ontology annotation, molecular function: Notch binding. The coding region runs from base 93 to 2057 and encodes 654 amino acids.
GAAAUACGUGCCGAAAUCGGGUGUAUCUCAUUAAUAAAAUGCUAAUUUCCUAGAGGACGUGGUAUUCGGUUGCCGUGCGGCAUACGGAUGCCAUGAGUGAAAAGAGUAGUGCCAAGAAAAGAAGCCCCAAGAUGACGAGCAAAUCAUUCUUAUGGGGCGUCAUAGCGGCUUCACUAACGUGGUCUAUCAGCCUCUACUUAUACUGGAAUCUCAUUAACUCCCCGACGAAUGACACCGGCGGAUCGCGGUCGGUAAAAAUCCCGUCAUCGGCCAACGGAGUCCAGAGCGAUCUGCUGCAUUCUGCGUUAUUUCAUAACAGCAUUUUGGACGCACAGGAUGAAAAACAACAAUACAAAAAUGGCAAGCUGAUGGAGAAAAGCAAAAGCCUUUUUAAGGAAAAGUACGCGCGCUUUGUCAACGAGAAGGAGAAACGACGCAUCAGUCACCGGCUGAUCGGGCAAUUGCAACCUAUCUUACCGAACGGAACAGACGAAUUUGGCAUGGUGCAAAACUCGGAGGAGCAGUUCAUCAGGGACAUUGGCUAUAGGAAGCACGCGUUCAACGUGCUCGUGAGUAAUAAACUUGGCCCGUUCCGGCCAAUACCGGACACGCGGCACAAACUCUGCCCGGCACAGGUCUACGACAAGGAUUUACCGGUCGCUUCCGUCGUGAUGUGCUUCUACAACGAGCAUCUCGAAACACUGAUACGAUCGAUUCACACGGUGCUAAAUCGCACACCCGCGGACCUAUUGAAAGAAUUGAUUCUCGUGGACGAUUGCAGUGACUUCGAAGAGCUAAAGGAAGGCCUAGACGAGGCGCUGCAUAAAUUGAAUGCGCCGAAGGUGCGGCUGUUAAGAAACGGCGACCGCGAGGGUUUGAUGCGUUCGCGUGUAUACGGUGCCAGAAACGCCACCGGUGAUGUGUUAAUUUUUCUCGACAGCCACAUCGAGGUAAACGUCGAUUGGAUCGAACCGCUGCUGGCGAGAAUCAAGCACGAUCAUACCAUCCUCGCAAUGCCGGUGAUCGACAUCAUCAACUCGGACACGUUCGCGUACACGGCCAGCCCACUGGUGCGGGGUGGGUUCAACUGGGGUCUGCACUUCAAGUGGGACAAUCUUCCCAAAGGUAGCCUCGAGCGGGAGGAAAACUUCGUAGGCCCGUUCCGUUCGCCGACGAUGGCCGGCGGAUUGUUUGCGAUUAAUCGAGCCUACUUUGUCGAGCUGGGCGAGUACGACAUGGGAAUGGAUGUGUGGGGUGGAGAAAAUUUGGAAAUCUCCUUCCGAGCUUGGCAGUGCGGUGGUUCAAUCGAACUACUACCCUGUUCCCGCAUCGGGCACGUUUUCCGUAAGCGACGCCCGUACGGUUCACCCGAUGGCCAGGACACGAUGGUACGAAAUUCUCUGCGUCUCGCGCACGUCUGGAUGGACGAUCACAUACGUUAUUUCCUCGAGCAGCAACCACAGGCGCGACACGUCGCGUACGGGGACGUCAGCGAAAGGCGCGAGUUGCGCGAACGACUCGGUUGCAAACCCUUCCGAUGGUACCUAGACAACAUUUAUCCCCAGCUCCGCGUACCCGGUGAAAAAUCGGCCAACGAAGCCGAGGCGACGCAACCAAAAUUUGAACCGUGGCAUUCUCGGAAGCGAAACUACGUGGCAAGCUUCCAGAUCCGUCUGUCAAACACGACCUUCUGCUUGUCGACCGAGCUGGACAGUGAGAAAAGCCUGUGGAAGAAGGGUUCCGGACUGGCAUUGCAACCGUGUCUGCGUGUUAAGCAUCAGACGUGGUACGAAACGGAACGAUCUGAGCUGGUGCUUGGACAGCUGCUUUGCUUGGAUGCACCAUCUAGCGCGACUAAGGGUCGCCCGAAGCUGAACAAAUGCCACGAAAUGGGUGGCGACCAGGCUUGGAAACAUCGCAAAACGUCCGGCACACCCAUCUACAAUAUUGCCUCCGGCAGCUGUUUGACUGUGAAAGAUAUCCGCAAGGGAUCUCCUGUGGGGCUGGACCUAUGUGUCAGCUCACCACGCAGCACUUGGGAUCUGAUCAUCUCGUGACAAUGGGACUGAAGAUAAGUUAUUUUUGUUUUGUAUUGUGAACGUAUUUUGAUUUUUGGUUCGUUUGGCCAACUU